Messenger RNA from Seminavis robusta, 333 nucleotides. The record is from the annotation of a GenBank genome assembly. Lineage: Eukaryota; Bacillariophyta; Bacillariophyceae; Naviculales; Naviculaceae.
AUGGCUAAUAUUAACUACCGCGGAAUCAACAUUCAUGAAGACAUUGAGCGUCCUUUGAACGCUGUGAUGUCUAAGGAUCUUAGCACCGCGGUGAAGAUUGAGUUCCAUCUCAUUGGCGAGGGCGAGGAUGAUUUGUUGCAUGUGGAGUGGUUUAAAGGAGAUGGUGAAGUCUGUGAAGAGUACAUCAACGAUUUUGAAAACCGAUGGCUACGCAGCCAAUUCAUCACGGCUUUGACGGCUUUGUUUGACCUUCCUUUCAAGGUUAUUAACCACGACAUGGAUGAUGUUGCCAAUGACGCCGGUGCCGGUGCCGGCGGUACCGAUGAUGCUUAG